CAUGUGAAUUGAUCAACUAAAAUAGUUAAAUAUUAACAAGGCACAGUUUAUAAACCUUUAUCGACUGAAACAGAAUCGUGUCUUGUUUAUUUUCUCUAUCCAGAAAGGUUCUCGCAGAAAAGACCAUGUCCUCCAUCAAGGUGCAGUGUGUUGUGAAGGAGAAGAACAGGAUUGGGGAGAGCCCGGUUUGGGAGGAGAAGGAAGGCACCCUUCUGUACGUUGAUGUCUCGGGACAGAAGGUGUGCCGAUGGAAUCCAGACACCAAUCACAUACAGAGCAUUCAGACUGACGCCUAUGUUGGCUCGGUGGUCCCUCGCAGGUCCGGGGGUUAUGUCAUUGGUGUUGGGACCAGGUUUGCUGCCGUGGAUUGGGAGACACAAACCAUCAAAACCAUCGCCCACGUGGACAAGGACAAAUCCAACAACAGGUUCAAUGACGGGAAGGUGGACCCGGCUGGCAGGUUUUUUGCAGGGACCAUGGGUAUGGAGGUGCGCCCAGCCGAGUUGGAGAGAGGCCAGGGCUCGCUGUAUACCCUGAACACAGACCACUCUGUCAGGAAGCACUUCGACCAGGUGGACAUCUCCAAUGGGCUGGACUGGUCCCUGGACCACAACACCUUCUACUACAUAGACAGCUUGUCUUUCAGCGUGGAUGCCUUUGACUACGACCUGCAGACAGGGAGUCUCUCUAACCGGAGAGUCCUGUACAAACUGGAGAAGGAUGAAGGGAUCCCUGAUGGCAUGUGCAUUGACACUGAGGGGAGACUGUGGGUUGCCUGCUACAAUGGAGGAAGAGUCCUGCGUAUAGACCCAGCCACAGGCAAGCGAAUUGAAACGGUGAAGCUGCCUGUUGAUAAGACCACCUCGCUGUGCUUCGGAGGGAAGGAUUACUCUGAGCUGUACGUGACCUCAGCCUGCGAGGGGAUGGAUGAUGCGUGGAUGGCCAGGCAGCCUGAAGCAGGAGGCAUUUUCAAGAUAUCUGGACUGGGUGUUAAAGGAAUGCCUCCAUACUCAUUUGCUGGUUAAAUGCAGAUGGUUUUAGUUUUGCAUUGACACCUGUGUGUGCUUUACAUGUGUGUGCUUUACAUGUGUGUGCUUUACAUUCUGUAAUCUAGAGUACACUGUAAACAAAAAAAAAAAACAAAAACGUAAUUGUUUCAUUUUGUAUUGAACUCAAAUAAAUAAAAAGCUAAUGUACUUUUACAGCUAAGCUAUAUUUAUGAAUGUUAUCUGGGAGUCCUUCCAUUAUAAUAGGAUGAUAAUAAUAACUUUAAUUUAAAUAUAGCGCCUUUCACACCGAAGUGUCCCAAGGUGUGCUGCACAAUCAAAAUGUCCAGGAUACAAAUGAAUAACCAUUAAAAACUUAAAUACAAA
Messenger RNA from Acipenser ruthenus (sterlet), 1373 nucleotides. RefSeq names its product regucalcin-like. The record is from RefSeq and is a predicted model, not a curated record. Lineage: Eukaryota; Metazoa; Chordata; Actinopteri; Acipenseriformes; Acipenseridae. Gene Ontology annotation, biological process: L-ascorbic acid biosynthetic process. Gene Ontology annotation, molecular function: gluconolactonase activity; calcium ion binding; enzyme regulator activity. The coding region runs from base 126 to 1025 and encodes 299 amino acids. The transcript is spliced from 7 exons.